GUGCGAUAUGUGUGAACCCCGUGGGAUUUCGACUUUUUGGGGAUUAGAGCGCCUUGGAUGAUGAUCGAGAAUUGAUGAUGAUGCGAUCGUCAUUCAUCGUAACAGCUACAGCCUGACUGGAUCAGGCUUGCCCCUCGUCGUCACCCGCAUAUUUUCUCAUUCAUCGCCUUCUAUGUAACGAAGUUACCCACAUGCAGCUCACUUCCGCUGUUCUCGCUGCGGCCCUCGCCGCGAGCGUCAUCUCCGCCCCGGUCAGGAAGACCAGCAGCAUCGAGGUCUCGCUCUCCAAGCGUGGCUUCCUUUCCCGCAUCAAGGACCGCCACGGCAGGGUCAACUACCCAGGUCUGCACAAGGAGAUCGCUUACCUAAAGUACAAAUAUCAUAAGUCCCUGGAGAACUACAAGCGCAACAACCAGGGCGAAGCCCACCCGUUCGACAGGCGCUCUGAGCACGCCGCCCGUGGCUCGGGCGCGGUAAGCCUACAGGAUGUCAGCAACCAGGAGCUCUGGGUCGGUGCUGCCAGCUUUGGCGGCCAGUCCAUCCAAUUCGACUUUGACACCGGUUCGGCCGGCACCAUUUGCAAUGCUGGUGCAUACAGCCCGGGCUCUUCCGCUCGGAACACUGGGACCACUUUCCACGACUCUUACGGCGAUGGGACCACCGCUAGUGGAGAGGUUUACACCGACAUCCUCAGCAUUGGCGGCCUCAAUGCGGAUGGAGCUACCAUUGGUCUCGCCACUCAGCAGUUCGUUAGCGACCCUGACCAGGGUAUCGCCGGCAUGGGCUUCCCCAGCUUGGCUUCCUUCCAGCAAAGGACGCCGCUCUUCUACUCGCUUAUCAACGCUGGCGUUCUCGACGAGCAUGCAUUCAUCUUUCGCCUGAGCACAGGCGACUCGACCCUCACGCUCGGUCAGACCGACUCAAAAGUUAAUUUCACCCCGGUCACCCAUGCAGCCUACUGGUCUAUUUCCGGCGCCAUCAACGGAAAGAGUAUCAAUGGUAUCAUCGACUCUGGUACAACCCUGAUCGUCGCCCCAACCAACGAGGCGCAGAGCCUCUUCGACUCGCUCGGCCUCCAGUCGUCUUCCAGCUCCGGCCAGCUGACUGCAACAUAUGACUGCAGCAAACCGCCCAGCGUCAUCUUUACCUUCUCCGGCGCCUCUAUCCGCCUAGGCAAGUACACCGCGUACGGCACGGACGACAACGGGAAUUGUGUGCUCUCCAUCGUCGGUGCCGACAUCGGUUCGGCCGGCUGGAUUAUUGGAGACCCUCUGUUCUUGAGUUCAGGAGAAGUUGUCUUCGACGUUGCAAACAAGCAGGUCGGCUUCGCCUAAUUGCGACGGAGCGAAGCGGAGGAGCUACGCACGAUUGCAGACCCUCUGGCCCACGUGACUUUUCUGUCGGGCGAUAUUACGUUUGGAUUGUUCUCUCGAAGGUCGUGUGCGGAGAAUCGAACGCAACCAUUCGUGUUGGACGCCGCAAACGAGCAGGUUGCCUUGGCCUAGCUUGCAAUCGGAAGAAAUGGCACAGAAGCCUCUUCUACAUUCACCAUGAUGGGACUUGUCUUGGCAUCAAAAUUCGUAGAGAUGACCAAGGUGACCCGUCUGUUUUUGGAUACCCGACCAAAGGCGGUUCAGAUGCUCCACCCGGUACCGCCCUAGGCAAUGUUUAUUUAAUGAUAACGGUAUUC
This is a messenger RNA of Tilletiaria anomala UBC 951, 1690 nucleotides long. Its product is annotated as acid protease. The coding region runs from base 192 to 1334 and encodes 380 amino acids. The record is from RefSeq and is a predicted model, not a curated record. Gene Ontology annotation, biological process: proteolysis. Lineage: Eukaryota; Fungi; Basidiomycota; Exobasidiomycetes; Georgefischeriales; Tilletiariaceae. The transcript is spliced from 5 exons. Gene Ontology annotation, molecular function: aspartic-type endopeptidase activity.